UUUUUCUAAUAAGAUCCACUCUCGGAAACAACGAUCUCUCCGACUGGAAGAAGAAUACAGGAUAGAGAAAGUCGAUAUAGCUAGAGUACUAUAGUAACAACACCAUGUCCUCUAUUCCACUGCCAACCAAGCAUUUUCUGCUGGGAUUUGCGACUGCUCUUUCGGCUGUUUGGGUAUCUCAGCGCUUAAUGGCAUUGUCUGCAUCCUCAUCUACUCGAAACACCAAGUCAUCACGAUCUCCUACAAAAGAUGCUACUAGUACAUCCAACAACGACAAAGAACAAGACGAUCAUGUCGUCAUGGACACUCCCGAUUUGGAUCAACGCAUGAUUCGCAAAGCCGAAGCCGUCAUUCAAUGGAGAACGGCACGGAUUACUGUCGUCGUAGAACGAUGUACCAACGAUUUCAAUUACUCGGCUAUUUUACGGACCGCCGAAGCAUUGGGUGUGCAACACGUCUGGAUUAUUGAUCCGCCUCUUCCACCCACACUGGCCGAAGAUACCAAUGGAGAUAUUAUGGAAGUACCCACCAAAGAAAAUGCCGGCCGACCCGUUCCCACAGGACAAUUUACCCCGCAAGAAUUAAAGGGACGUGCCAUGCAUCAUAUCUUUGCACGAGGCGCGGGAGAAUGGUUGACGGUACGAGAAUUUCAAAACACCACAGAUUGUAUCCAGGCACUGAAAGAAACCAAUCAUACUCUAUGGGUCACCGAUCUUAGUCAACAAGCGGUCUGUCUCACACGAGAUGUACUACUGCAACAACAGCAAUCCAACAACAACGAUAGUCACGAUCCACAACAAUCAUCAUCAUCAUCGUCAAUAUUACCACCCAAAUUGGCCAUUGUCUUUGGUACCGAAGCCGUGGGAUGUUCUGAAGAAUUGUUGCAAGCCGCCGAUUUACGAGUCUACUUGCCACUGCGGGGAUUUGCCGAUUCUCUAAAUUUGUCCGUCGCCACGGCAUUGGUAUUGCAUCAAUUGUUCGUCCUCGAUCCGACCAUUGUGGGGGAUAUGCCUCCACAAGAACAACAGGAAUUACGUCAAACAUGGUUUACCAAACUCUGUCAACAACGAUUAAUGACACCGAAACAAAAAAAGACACGAGGACGACUCCAACUCGCCAUUCAACAAUGUGACAAGAUUCAAGCCAAAGAAGAACGCGGCGAAUUGGUGCAACCCGGGGAACGCAAAAAACUGAAUCAAAAACAACAAUUCCUACAAGAAUUGGCAGAUCUCGAACGCACGUGUCGUUUGGACGACCAAGGAACUCGCGAUUUGCAAACGGCCAUUGCCGAUUUGGUCCAACAUCCACCUGCGCCGCUCACGGAUAUGCGACGCGCCGACAAUCAUCGCGUUUGUUUUGUCGGAAAGAAUACCAAAAAGAAACAUCAGGAACAUUGGAAGGACAUGGUGGCCACCAGCAAUGCCGAUACCAAAGCACAACAUUCCGCAUCGUUUUUUCGGGAACGUGUAUUUGGAUAACGUAGUACUGUACUUACAUGAGAAUGUGAAAUGGGCUGCAGGAGCAUACAGGAAGGAAACAAUGGAACGCAGGCAUGAUCGUUCAACAAGUAAGUGUCAACAACCGGGGUACAGAUUAGAUUAGCUAGCGAGACUGAGCAAGUAAGUCAAGAAACGCAGUCGGGUGAUGGGUAAAUGGAUGCUCCAACUGUACGAAAAGGCUGCUCUAUUUGUGGGUGCUGUCCUUCGCCGGAUUGUGCCAGCUCCUGGGGUUGGUAUACUGUGGUGGCGUGCAAGACUGCUGUGUCAUUGGGUUCUUCGAUCGUUUUGGUGAGCACCACAAUAACUCCAUAGGUAGUUGCUCUUGUAUGCGACUGACCACAGGUCCCCGAAUGAGUGUCGUCCCACUCUCUAGCUAGACAGGACUAAUGUAGCAAACGGCCGCUGAGUAGAAUCUCAAUCCAGUGCCACCGAGGCAUGAGGGAUGGUAGCACUUGGUGAAAUCGACAGGAACUUUAGGCAUGCUGGAACGUCGCGCACUCUACAGAACACACGAGUAGUAGUUUGACCGUGCAGACAACAAGUAACUGAUGGUUAACACAGCUAUUUACGCACGGCAUCUGACUUGAAGGGAAAUGCUGCAGCGAAUGCAUCCGUCAAUCUCUGCUCGAGGUGCUGCUUGAAUGAAUCAUCCCAAGUAAAUGUGUUGUUACCGAUUCGACACCAGCAGUUGGCUGCCCAAUGUGCCAAACUACAGU
This is a messenger RNA of Seminavis robusta, 2215 nucleotides long. The record is from the annotation of a GenBank genome assembly. NCBI's taxonomy places the organism in Eukaryota, Bacillariophyta, Bacillariophyceae, Naviculales, Naviculaceae.